Messenger RNA from Micropterus salmoides (largemouth bass), 2311 nucleotides. RefSeq names its product G-protein coupled receptor 183-like. Lineage: Eukaryota; Metazoa; Chordata; Actinopteri; Centrarchiformes; Centrarchidae. The record is from RefSeq and is a predicted model, not a curated record. The coding region runs from base 1402 to 2283 and encodes 293 amino acids. Gene Ontology annotation, cellular component: membrane. Gene Ontology annotation, biological process: G protein-coupled receptor signaling pathway. Gene Ontology annotation, molecular function: G protein-coupled receptor activity. The transcript has a single exon.
CACACAUGAACAAACAAUAAUUAAGGCUUUUCCCCCUCAUAUUUUUUCUCCAUGUGAAAAGACCUUAAAUAAAAGCUCUUUUCAAAUUCUUCAUUUAAAUACUUGAAUUAAAUGUUUGUUGUAAAAGGGCUAUCUGAAAAGUUUGAAGCAUUACUAUUGAGGUCUAGCAGGUGGUGUUAACUUUAAAUUCUACAAGAACCUCUUUUACUCCAUGGGAGUGCAAAGGCCAACGCUUAGAUGACGUCAGAUUAAAUCUCUCUGAUUCAAACAUUCACGCUAAAUAAAUAAAAGAAAUAAGAAUUUCAACCAACCCUUCUUAACGUUUUGUAGUUUAAGCAAAAAGAAAUAAACACACUUAGACUGCCUUCUAUGUCUAUGUGUGAGCUUUCCAGGACACUAAUACAUCCAGCUUAUUAAACACACUUACCGUAUUGCAGACUUAUCAAACAAACGUACCUUAUUGCAGAAUUUGGGGUGAUGGCAAGCCAAAAAUGUAGGAAACAUGCAUUACUCUAGUUGGCUUAAACUGGUGUUGCAUAGUGUAUUUGGUCUCGCGUGUAUUUCAAAAUACAGCGGUAGAUGUAGCAGGAAUAUUAAAGCCCAGUGAAUUACUAGUCCAACAGUAAUGUGGCAGGUAGCUUGUACCCGACACAUAAGUUACUCUAGGUAACUUGUACCUUGGACCAAAUAGUGAUUGUGUUUUUCAACACUGCACUCCAGUUAUACGCAUGUUCCUCUAUGUUAUUCAUUCAUCAGUGUGCAACCUAUCUACAGAUAUCAUAUUUUACAGAGGUUUAGACAAAUAUUAGUAAUCAGUUCCUCACCAAGCCCAAGCUCUCUGAAGACAAGUAAAAAACCUCAUCACAAAUUCAUAUGAAAUUGUCAGAACCACCCCUCCACCUCAAUGGAGGACUUAAUGGAGACAUGUGUAUAAUUUUAUACUUUGUUUCCAUGUUUGGUAACGUGCAUUAUCUAAAUACUUUAUAUUUUUUAUGUUGCUUGAUUACUUCUUUUGUUUGUUUUCUGCAGCUACUGAGUUAUAGGUCAUAUGAGGGUAGGGGCACUGACAUUGGAUCUGUUUGUGUUGUGAUUUGAAUUUAAUUAUUAAAAAACGUGCACAAUUUGUGUAUAUUUUUGAUUAUGGAGUGUGCACUCUCUUUAUCAAUACUUUGAAAUCUUUGAAAUUUUAUCUUUAUGUUUUAUUUUAUUUCAUUACACCCCCAUCCCACCAAAUAAAAUUGGAAAAAUAAAAUAAAAAAACGUAAGCCAAUAGCUUGAUGCUCAUGGGAUGCAUGGGGGAAAACCAAUGCGUUCAGUUUGGGUUCAUGGGCAGUGGCUCAUCAACCAGCUAUAGCCUACAUAAAUAGGCCUACAUUAAAUUCAAGCUGCAUUAUUGAAAGAAUGCUCCUCUCCAACAUCACUGAAUCUGGAGGAGUUGCCCUCUCGGUGAACUUCGAGAGUCCUGUAGAUUAUCUCAUUUUUAUUUUCCAGAUUUUAUUCGCCACAGCUACUAUCCUCGUAGCAGGACCUGUAGUCAUUACCAUCUUGGCCACCAGAGCGCUCCGCCUCCAAAACAGGUUCAUUUUCAUGCUGAACACCAGUGUGUGUGACACGCUGGUUGGGUUUUCUGUGUAUUACAUCGGUCUGUUUGAUGUUCAGGAAGGCUAUCCUUCGAGGAAUGGAACUUAUAAUAUCUUAAAUUAUCUUAUUGGGGUAAACAUGAUGACAUUUUUAUUUGCACAAUUUGACCGCUAUUUUGCCAUUUGUCAUCCAUACAUCUACACGCGCUUUAUAACACGGCGAGUGACUAUUUCUGUAAAUGUCUACUGUUGGCUUCAUGUCUAUGGUCAGCUGAUGGUUUCAAAUAUCUUGCCAGUUUCCAAAGCAAUACAGCUGUAUGUUUUCGGCAUUGUCAGUUUACAAGUCAUUGUGCUCACCAAAGUGAUCAUGACUAUCAAACUGUAUGUUGUUGCCAGAUUCCAGGUUGAAAGAGACCCUCCCAGCGCAGACAAAGAAAGCAAGAAGGAGUCAUUAAGAAUCAUCAUAUUUGUUGUCACAAGCUUCUUGGUGUUGUGGGGCCCCUCUUUUGUUAAUAUCAUCCUCAGACUGCUACUAAACGGAGGGCUGACAUUUAGAAACGAGGCCACCAAUCCUUUCGCCAUCAUGGCUCGUUUAAACGCUGUGUGCACACCGGCAGUGUACUUGUGGGGGAGUCCGGCUCUGAGGAAAGCCUUAGUGAAGACAGUGUGGGGAAGAGUGUGCCCAAGAUGCAAGAAGAGGUAAGAGGUUAAAUGUCGCUAUUCUGAAUUAA